Molecule: messenger RNA, 896 nt
Organism: Xiphophorus hellerii (green swordtail)
Lineage: Eukaryota; Metazoa; Chordata; Actinopteri; Cyprinodontiformes; Poeciliidae
Gene: tp53rk
Product: TP53 regulating kinase
Exons: 2
Coding region: 67-759 (230 amino acids)
Biological process (GO): protein phosphorylation
Cellular component (GO): cytosol; EKC/KEOPS complex; nucleus
Molecular function (GO): ATP binding; protein serine/threonine kinase activity
Source: RefSeq, a predicted model, not a curated record
CGCCAAUAAAUCCAAGAAGAAGAAGAAGAAGGAGGAACAUUCUCCGAGUGGCCCAGUCGGAGCGACAUGGCGGUCCCACAGUUUCUCUCUACGGCGGAGUUGGUCAAACAAGGAGCGGAAGCUCGCUUGUAUCGGGCAGCGUUCUUAGGAAAGCCGACAAUAAUCAAGGAAAGGUUUCCUAAACUCUACCGACAUCCAGAGCUGCACGACAAGCUGAACUCUCGCAGAACAGCUCAUGAGGUCCGCUCCAUCCUGCGCUGCAGAAAAGCAGGUAUUCCGGCUCCAGCUGUCUACUUCGUGGACUACAAGUACCACUGCAUCUUCUUGGAGGAAAUCGUUGGCUCCUCGACUCUGCGUGACCACAUCAACUCCGUUCAGCGGCGCGACUCCUGCGCAGACCGAGGUCUGCACGAGCUAGCCGAGAGAGUCGGUCGGAUCUUAGCCAAAAUGCACGACGAGAACGUCAUCCACGGCGACCUGACCACCUCCAACAUGCUGCUGAGGCGCCGGCCAGAGGCCACGGAACCGGAGCUCGUCUUCAUCGACUUCGGCCUGAGUUACAUUUCGGCUUUGCCCGAGGACAAGGGCGUGGAUCUGUUUGUCCUGGAGAAGGCUUUUCUCAGUACUCACCCCGACACAGACGUGCUGUUUGAGAAGCUGCUAAAGAGCUACGCUGCCACUUCCAAGAUGUCGGCGGCAGUCAUCAAAAAGCUCGACGAGGUACGGCUGAGAGGGAGGAAGAGGUCCAUGGUGGGGUGAUCAUGAGGUGGACGGACGAACACUUAGUUUGAGGUUCAGACGAGUGGUCAACGAUUGGACAGGGUGAAGUUAUUAAUCUGUAUGAUGUUGUGCUAUAAAUGAAACAAACAGACUUGUUAAUAAAAUGUUGCAAGUUA